Messenger RNA from Episyrphus balteatus (marmalade hoverfly), 1161 nucleotides. Its product is annotated as craniofacial development protein 2-like. NCBI's taxonomy places the organism in Eukaryota, Metazoa, Arthropoda, Insecta, Diptera, Syrphidae. Gene Ontology annotation, molecular function: catalytic activity. The coding region runs from base 1 to 1161 and encodes 386 amino acids. The transcript has a single exon. The record is from RefSeq and is a predicted model, not a curated record.
AUGCAACGACGACAAGCCUCGGAAACGUACGGAUUUACUGAUGACGACCCUAGCAAACGAAAUAAGGACAACGAAUUUCGAAUCUGCACGUGGAAUGUUAGGUCCCUUAACAGACCUCGUGCAGCCGAUCAAUUAGCGGAGGCCCUCGACUGCUAUAAGGCAGAUAUAACUGCCAUCCAAGAAAUGCGAUGGGAAGGGCCGGGCAAGAGAAAAUUGAAGACCCACGAUAUCUACUACGGCGACUGCAACCGGCAAAAGGGCACAUUUGGAUGUGGAUUUGCCAUCGGAGGUAGACCCAAGCAGAACGUCCUGAGUUUUAACUGUGUCAACGAGCGCCUCACCACGAUCCGCAUAAAGGCUACAUUCACCAACAAAAGCCUGAUAUGUGCUCACGCCCCCACGGAAGAGAAAGACGAUACCACCAAAGAUAAUUUCUACGAGAUCCUCGAAAAAACCUACGAUCAAAUCCCAAGCUACGACAUUAAAAUUGUCCUUGGUGAUUUUAAUGCAAAGCUAAGAAGAGAAGAUAUCUUUGGAAGCACAUUCGAAAAGCAUAGCCUGCACGACAACACAUCCGAUAACGGAUUCAGGCUAGUCGACUUUGCUGCGAGGCAAAAUGUUGUCAUAGCAAGCACGCGUUUCCCGCAUCUCAAGAUUCAUAAAGGGACAUGGAAAUCUCCAGAUCAAUCAACCGUCAACCAGAUUGACCAUAUUGCGAUCGACGCUAGGCAUUCCUCCAGUAUUAUGGACGUCCGCACGUUCCGAGGAGCCAACAUUGACGCUGACCACUACCUGGUUGUAGCCAAUGUACGGAUGCGGAUUUUAAGACCAUCGCCAACACAAGGAAAAACUGUGAGGAAGUUUAACGUCGGACGACUACAAUCGCAAGAGAUUGCCAGGUCCUAUUCCGAUCGCGUCUCGAAUUACCUCUUGAGAAGUCCUACGCCGCCAGCAGCAAGUAUAGAUAACCAGUGGCAGCACUGCCAAGAAGCCAUUAGAGAUGCCGCCUCUGAAGUGCUGGGAUGCUAUAACAGGAAUGAAGUUCGUAAGUUUUACCAGAAGGUAAAAAGAACAUCUCAGGGGUAUAAACCUAGAACUGAAGCCUGUAGGGACCAACACGGAAACAUCGUAGUAGAGACGCAAGCGAUGCUGAGAAUAUAG